AUGUUAGUUUUUUGUGCAUUUUUUAUUUUUCUUACUCUUCAAUCGACAAGAGCUAGGUCGAGUAAUUAUGUUCCACUGAAUGGUUGUGUAUGGUCUGAUUGCAAUGUAACUGAUUUUAUUCCACCUAUUGGAAAUUAUUCAAUUGAUUGUUGUAAACUUGAAGUUCCUCUCAAUUAUGCAAAAGCAAAUGGAACGAAGAUUUCUAUAUCAAUGUCACGUCUCAUCCCUUUCGAUAAGAAUUAUACAACAAACAAUACUCUUUUUUUUCUAACAGGUGGUCCCGGUUCAUCUGGCUGGACUGCCAUUCAAUAUAUACCAUUACUUUUUCCAUCAAAUUAUGGUAUAACUAUUAUACUAUCUGAUCAUCGUGGUGUUGGAUUAUCAACUCCAUUGACUUGUGAUGAUCAUGGAUCACAGAAUCUAACUAUUGAUUGUAUUUCUUAUUUAACUUCAAAAUGGAGUAUAGAAGGUUUAAAUCAAUUUUCAAUUACUGCAGCAGCUCAUGAUUUAGCAGUUCAAAUUCGUUUUUAUCAAACUAUUAGUUCUGGUCGUAUAUCUAUCUAUAGUAUGAGUUAUGGAACAGUAUGGCUCGAUCGUUUUCUUCAAAUCUAUCCAAAUUUGAUUCACUCAGCUAUUAUGGACAGUGUUAUUCAUUCGCAACUUUUUUCUAUGAGCCGUUAUGAUCUUUGGACAUCAUUAGUUGCAUCACGGUUUUUAGCUUAUUGCCAAUUUCAACCAGAAUGUAGUCGACAUUUUCCUAUUCAUGAGCCACCUCAAAUAAUGUUGUCUAAAAUACUUAAGGAAUUAGAUCAAAACAAGCAACGUUGUAUUAAUGAUCAUUUUUUGCAAUAUCAUAUAACUGCUGACAAGCUUCGAGGUUUAUUUCGUGGUAUGAUGUCAUCGAGUAUAUCGUUUUAUACUCGAACUGUUAUACCAGCCGUCAUCUUUCGUUUAAAUCGUUGUAAUCAAGACGAUGUAAAAAUACUAAAUUUUUUCUUUAAUACUACUUUUGGAAUAUCAGAAAAUUUAAGAAAAAAUAGUUCAACUUCUCCACCAGCGCUGUACGAUUCUCUUGUACUCGGUUUUAAUAUAAUUCAAUCAGAACUUUGGUUAAGUAAAGAUGAAGAGGAAGUUGAUGAAGAGACGCUGUUAGCUUGGCAUAAUUCAACAUUAAUGGCUCUAGAAAAUCUAAAACUUUUUACAUCUUUACGAUCUAAAUGGCCUAAGUAUCCAUUGGAUGAAUAUUAUCAUAAAGUAGCGAUGAAUUCAAAUGUAUUGAUGUUAUCAAGUCAAUUAGAUCCAGCAGCAAAUCUUGAUUAUGCUACUCAUCUUGCAACAAUGACAAGCAAAACACGAACAUUUUAUGUUUUUCCAUUGAUUGGUCAUGUUACCAUUCUUAUAGCAUUAGCAGAUUAUAAAUGUCCAUUAAAACUUAUGUGUUCAUGGGCAUUUCCGAAUUCAUUUCCAUCUGAUUGGAAUGAUCCUAGUUGUAUUCAGGAAUUUCCAACGAUAAUAGAUUUUGUUGGAAAUGGCGAAAAAGAACAACAGUCUUCGAUGAAAUAUCUGAAUAUAUCGAGACCGUUUGAUGAUCUUAAAUUAACUAUUCCGUCAACUUCAAGUGUUCGUUCAAUAAAUGCAUAUAACGUUUUCACAUAUUUUGUACUAGCGUCUCUAACAUUGUUUAUCUAGAGUGGAUGUACGAUUAAAUUUUGAUCUAAUAAAUGAUUUAUUUACAAUAAAAAUCAAAUUAAAGGUCUCAAUCUUGGGGGGAAAAGCGGAGAUUUCGUCCGUGAAGUGCCGAAGUCUUUUGAAGUUCUUGUGAGUCUUCUGAAGUCUCGUGAAGUCUUUUGAAGCCCUGUAAAGUCUCUCAAAGUCUUAAGAACUCUCACAAUAUUUUUAAAGUCUCAACAAAUCCGUUAAGUCUCAUAAAUCCAUGAAGUCUCUUAAAGUAUUUGAACGCAUUUUAAAGUCAUGUGAAGUCCCAUGAAAUCUUUUAAGGUCUUGUGAAAAUCUGAAGGCUCUAUGAUUGAAGUUCGAUGAAGUCUGUUAAAGUGUUUUGAAGUCUUGAAACCUGCUUUUUCUCCCUAGCUCUCAGCACAUUAAAAGAUCCACUACGUUUAAUUACAUAGAAAAAAACAUGCUUUCAUAGCUGAUUUUAUAGAAUUAAACCCAAUGGUUUUCUUUCAUUGCUAUUUAUGUUCCCUAAAGUUUGAAAUAGCAUCAAUAGACAUUGCAGUGAUAUCAUCAAAUUUUAAUCUCCCGAUCAAAUGAAAUUUUUUUGUACUAAUUAUUUCAUUUUUGCUGCAAUAUCAUAAGUCUAUUAUUGAAUUCGAAUGUCAUCGAAUUCUAUAGAUGGACGUAAACAGUAUUCAACAGUUCUCCUCAGAGAUGGAACUGGUCUGAUCGGUCCGACUGGUAAAUACUAUUUCGACCAGUAAAUGCCCGUCUCUCAGCAACUGAUCGAUUUAUCUACUGAAACUUUGUUCUAUGGUGAACUCGCGUGAAUUACUAACUUAUAUCAUGAGUAUGAGAAAUUUGAAUGAUACUGUGAAAAUGUUCAAUAUGCGACUUUCCAUUAAAAAACGACAAUACAAUAGGGUAUUAAUACAUUGCAUCAGAUGUCAUAACUCAGUUCAUUAUCUUUUUUCAUAUAUAAUACCGUUUGGACAGGUAAAUACCGAUCUACUGGCAGUCCGGCACAGGUUCCACCUCUAGUUCUCCUGACGAUCAUAAUCGAUAUGAAGUAACUAAACAGAAGAUUCUGAAUAUUCAGUCAAUGCGAAAAUAUAACAAAAAAAAACAGAAAUUUAUUGUUAGAAGAUACUUGAAAAACAUGAUUGUAUUAGUCGUUAGACAAACACAGUGAUGUCAUUGUUUAAUUUAUCCACUGAUCGAGAAAGAAAUCAUCAUCACUAUAUGAAAUGAGUGAUUGGAAAAAAUAUUUUUUUCUUUUAAUUGACGCAAAGAUUUUAUUAAUUGGAUUUCAUUGUCAAAGAAAUGCUAAUUUUACAAUAAGAUAAGACAGUACGAAGUAUAAAGACCUUUGCAAUAUCCCACAUUUACAUAUUCAAGAAAUCCAAAAUAGAAAAGAAUUACAGACAAGGAUGGGGGCGCAUAAGAUGUGAAAUCUGUCUAUUGGUAUUUUUCCUAUUAAACCCUAUUGAAUUAUAUAUCAGUGGAAAGAGAAAGUUGAAACGAACAUCGUGGUGGUAAAUUCAUGAGGUUUUCAUCGAACUUUGAAGGUGAAAUAUACAAUUAUUGUUGGGU
Molecule: messenger RNA, 3267 nt
Organism: Rotaria sp. Silwood1
Lineage: Eukaryota; Metazoa; Rotifera; Eurotatoria; Philodinida; Philodinidae
Source: the annotation of a GenBank genome assembly